This is a messenger RNA of Centruroides sculpturatus (bark scorpion), 2514 nucleotides long. RefSeq names its product transmembrane and TPR repeat-containing protein 1-like. The record is from RefSeq and is a predicted model, not a curated record. NCBI's taxonomy places the organism in Eukaryota, Metazoa, Arthropoda, Arachnida, Scorpiones, Buthidae. Gene Ontology annotation, molecular function: mannosyltransferase activity; protein binding. The coding region runs from base 52 to 2082 and encodes 676 amino acids. The transcript has 16 exons. Gene Ontology annotation, biological process: protein O-linked glycosylation via mannose.
GUAUCGAGUAUAGUGGGAAGAGCAGAGGUUUUAUCAGCUGCUUUCUUUUUGAUGUCCAUGAUUGCCUUCUGCAACUGUUACAAGAUGGUACAGAAAUCUGUCGUUUCAAAAUGGUUGGCCGUUACUGUUAUCUGUGCUACGUUUUCUCUUCUUUCUAAAGAACAAGGCAUCACUGUCUUGCUAGUUUGCACCGUUUAUCAUCUGCAGCAGAAGUGGAGAGAGAGCCAUUCUUUCAGGGAAAAUCUUCAAAUUGCUAAGGAAAUUUUUAAGGAUAAAAGAUUUAUUACUUCGCUAGUAACGAUUUUGGUACUCUUGGGAUUACGAAUUUUGAUGUUAUGUGGAUCCAUGCCAAGAUUUUCCGAUCAGGAUAAUCCUGCUUCGUUUUCUCCUUCUUUCCUCACACGGUUUCUAACAUACACCUAUCUGGUAGCUGUCAACUUUUGGUUGUUGCUAUUCCCACUUCGAUUAUCUUACGACUGGCAACUAGGAAGCAUCAGUUUAAUCGAGAGUUUUAAUGAUAUAAGGAAUCUUGCAACUUUAUUUUUUGUAACCGGAUUAUUUAUUGUCGUCGGAAAAUCUUUUUAUGUCCAGAGAUGCGAAAGAGAAUCUUUAGGAUUAUCUCUCUCAGUUUUGAUAUUCUCCUUCCUACCUGCCACAAAUCUAUUUACUACUGUUGGCUUCGUAAUAGCAGAAAGAGUGCUAUAUAUACCCAGUAUUGGAUUCUGCAUGGUAGUCACGUGUGGCUUGAAGAGGAUCAAACCACGUGGUCUUCGGAUGGUAUGGACCUGUAGGCUAGUCACGUGUUUUUUGGUAGCUCUUUUCGUUCUGAGAACGACCAAGAGAAAUCAGGAUUGGCUCACCAGGGAGUCUCUAUUCAAAUCGGGACUUUCCACAUCUCCAAGCAAUGCCAAGGUUCAUUAUAAUUACGCUAACUUACAAAUGGACAUUGGGAAUAAAGAAUUGGCAAUAAAACAUUACAGAAUAGCAUUAAGUUUGUGGCCUAAUCAUGCAAGUGCCCAUAACAAUUUAGGCACACUUCUUCCGGAUAAGAAGGAAGCAGAAAUUCAUUUUAAGAAAGCAAUACAGAUCAAUCCUUAUCAUUCGAGAGCUUAUUACAAUUUGGCUGUUACUUACAGUCAGUUGGGUAAAACUGAAGCGGCACUUAAUCUUUUGAGAAGAGCCCUGAUGUUGGAUCCUCUGUUUUCUGAAGCAUAUUCCUCUCAGGCAUACCUUUACUCUAUCAAAGGAGAAAAUACAAUUGCCGAAUGUAUCCAUCGCAAUAUAAUUAAACUAGAACCCGAAAAUGCUAAUUACCUUAAUAAUUAUGGAAGUUUCCUUCAUAAAUUAGGACGAAUUGAAGAAGCUUUGGAAUUAUAUCAAAAAGCAUUAAAAUAUCAACCGAAUCAUUUUAAAGCCCUUUUAAAUGUAGCAAGAAUUAUGAAAACUUUAGAGAAAACUCGAGAAGAAGAAAUUAUUUAUAAAAGAAUUUUAGAAAUAACAGAAGAUCCAACUGUUAUGGAUAAUCUUGGUUUAUUGUACAUCAGCACAGGACGCUUCAAAGAAGGCAAAAUAAUAUACGAAAAGCUAAGAAAUAAGUUUUCCAACUAUAUUUACGGGAAAAUACAUUUUGUGAGUCAAAAUUUCAUUUUUUAUUUGUCAAAAUAUAAAGUAUUAAAAGAACCGUUUAAUAACGAUAAAAAUUACGUAUACACCUAUAAUAAAUUUUGUCAAUGGAGAUUGUCAAUGGCUCUCAAGUAUAUCUCCAAAGCAUUGACUUUGUGUGGUAAGAGUGAUAAGAAGUGUGCACAACUUUACAGCUACCACGGUGAUAUAUUGAAAGAUAUGAAGAAUUUGGAAGCAUCAGCACAGAGUUACUCUACAGCUUUAAACAUGGAUCCAAAUUUAUCACACGCUCACAUCAAUUUGGCAGUUAUACAGCAUUUACAGGGUAAUUACAGCGAAGCGUUAUAUCAUUACCAGAAGGCUUUUAAUUUGGAGCCAGAUAAUAAUAUCUUAUUGGAGAAUAUGCAGAAAUUAAAGAAAAAUCUUUUGACAUCAACUAAGAGUUGCCAAAUGCGAUAAUAAUUAUUCAAGUAGAUUAUUAAUUGUACUUUAGGGACCAGUGAAAAGAUUCGAUAUUGUGUGAUUAGAAAGAGUUAGAAAAGGGGGGUUUAACUAACCUUUAUCUCAGGCUUGGAGAGCAUCUGCUCAGUUAUAUACAAGUGAUACACCACUAAAUUAUGAAGUAUCUUUCAGCUAAAGUACUCUAUAAUAAGCUGUCGAUCCUUUAACAUAUCAAAAGAUUUUGAAAACAUCUUUAAAAGCUUCUUAAUGAGGUGGCAUAUGUCUAGUUAGAGCACUUAGAAGUGCAUUGUAUCGUGUAUGAGUGUUGUAAAGUAUAAUUUAUGCUAUAUUAUCUCGGCUAAUUAUGACAAUCCUCAGAAAAGUAAUUAGUAUUUAUUAAAAAGGGGGAGAAAAAAAAAGAUGUUAAUUAAUUUCUCAUUUGCUUUUAUA